GAUCCUUUCCAUUAUGAGAACAAUAUACGCAAAGCAGUCGAGGCGGGUCAGCGUCUAGGCGUACAACCCAUACUCACGCCCAAGGACAUGGCUAACCCUGAAGUAGAGCAUUUAGGCAUAAUGGCUUAUGCCGCGCACUUGCAAUGGGUGCCACCGCGUCCACCACUUUCUGACCUCAUAAACGUACUUAUGGAAAGCAAUUCUGGACGCGUCGGCGAGCCGACUCACUUCCGCAUCGAUGUGCUCUCGCGCGACAUUAGCCUUAGCACGGUGAAAGCUUUUGUAGUACCGCCAUCAGGUCAACCACAGCCGGUACGUUUAAAUCCACAUGGCGAGGGUGUCUACAUACCCGAAAAGUACGGCAUGCACGAGAUUAUUGUAGAGAUCGGCGAGGACAGCUUGGGCGGACACUUCUUCCGUGUGCUGCCACGAUUUAUACAAGUAGCGCCACCAGGUAUGGCACCCUGUGCACUUGGCAGUCUUGUUGAAGUGCUAGUAAAUGCAACCGGCGCGCCAAAGACCGAAGACAUACUGGUCACAGCCGUCUCGCCGACUGGCAUCUCGCACAACUGCCCAUUGAAGAAGGUCGACGAAGGACACAGUGCCAUAUUUAAGCCGGACGAAGCGGGAAUCUGGGAAAUCGCCAUCACCUAUCAGGGGCGCCACAUACAGGGCGGACCAUUCACUUGUGCCGUCUUCGACGCCAGCGGUGUCUCUGUGCAUGGUUUGGAUGGCGCUAUGCCAUUGCGCGCGCACUCCUUCGAAGUGGAUGCGCGCGGCGUUGGCGUCACUGGCGAACUGCAUGUGGACAUUGUACAUGAUAAGCGCUCGCUUGUAUGUUCCGUUGAGAAAAUUGUCGAAAAUAAAUACAGGGUCACUUUCAUGCCACGUCAUAAUGGCAAAUAUCGUGUCUAUGUAUAUUUCAAUGGUUACGAUGUGAAAGGCUCGCCAUUCAUUAUGCGCGUCGGCACCAAGGGCCGCUCGGGCAAAACGCGCAGUAGUCCCUUGCACGAGAGCAAACAUCGCUCGGAGAGUCCUUCAAUGCAUUACACCUCAACUACAAAUACAAGGCACAAUGACUACAGGAACGCAACAUCCGCAGCGACAGCCUCGCUAUCGCGGCGAGAUUUAUUGAAUCACAAUAGCUCGGAACGGCAGAGAUCAUAUUCACCACAGAUAUCGCCGAAGGUCGAUGCGAACGACUACCGCACCACAUCGAGCUACUACAAAAGGGAGAGUGAGGACGAAUUGGCAACAUCCACUCCACCACCACUGGCUCCCCAAUACCUCACACGCGAUCAACACAACAAUUCGCCUAAUACUAAAUAUUUCAAUUCAACCGAUUUAUAUACCCUAAAUACUGCACGCCGUGACUCGAAGGUCUCUUCGAACUCUUCGACAACCAAGAACGACUACUACUACGACAAAGAGAAUGAAUUGUACUCGUAUCAUCGUAAACGUAAAGAUCGUGACUUGAAAUUGGCACCACCGCGCGAAGAACGCUUCGACGACUCGCCAACGCAGGCGCCAUCGCUUUACCAACAAUUCCAUGUGCUGCAGCAGCAGCAGCAACAACAGAGUCACACCGCCAGCGCCAAGGCGGCAAGCACUUUUACUACGACACGUCUCAGCCCGAUACCUAGCAUACGCUCGAGUGAAGUACGCACCCACAGUCCAUUGACAAUUAAAACUUCGAUUCCAUAUGAAUCGAAUCCGCGCAAUUUAAGCAACAGUCCACGACACACCUCGAUUUCGCCGGUGCAACGAUAUUCGCCUAGCAACGCCUACAUUUCAACAGCCACACAUCGAAUCGGCAGCCCAGUCACAACUCUGAAUAAGAACGGUCUUAACCGCUCCGACUAUGAAACUUCUCGCACUGUUGAAAAAUCGUCCACAUACAAAUCGACCUCUAACUACGUUUCCGAUUCGAAUGUACGUGCCAGCCCCUCGCUCUACACAACUGCCGAGCGCUUGCGUCGCACUGCCUCACCCGAACCGCGCAUCGAUCAUUCGUCGAAUGUGCGUGUGUCAUCGGUUAAACCGACAACGGCGCGACGCGACAGCUGGGAUGUUAUCAAUAAAACCAAGCAUAUGCUUUCACAUAAUUCGCUCGAAUCUUUGGCAAAUAUGACGGAAAAGCAACUAAAUACGGACCUCUCGUAUAAUCGACCCGAUAUCGAUCACGAAACACAUCGCAAUACACAAUACAACAAAUUUGCAUUACAAGAACAGAAAUAUCACUCAGAUCGACGUGGAUCACGUGAUUCUGUCGAUGAUGUGGAACGUUACAAACCCAGUGCCAUUACAGUGAAAUCACAUUCGAACAACACUUAUACCGACAAAUCAGGUGGCUAUACAAAAACUGUUAAGGAAUCUAGUGAACACGUUGUUACGGAGCGCACUUCUGGUGGUGCGGGCGCUGGAAAUGGUCAAUAUGGUUAUAGUUCAUUAUCGCGAUUUCGACCCAUAGACAACAAUGCAACCGGAGCGCGUGCUAUACGUGUACAAGAUAUACCAAACGGUGCCAUUGGACGUCCCGUUGAAUUUGAGAUUGAUGGCUCAAAGGCGGGUUCGGGAAAUUUGGAAAUACUCGUCAAUGGUGGACGUGUCACAUCGUCGGUACGUUCGCUGGGCGGUCAACGCUUUGUAGCUAGCUUUACACCGCACGAGCCGGGCAUACACACUGUGCAGAUAACUUUCAAUGGAGAAACAGUGCCGGGUGAGUGAAUGAUACUCGUAUUACUUAUACUGAUAUUAUAAAUGUGAAAGUUUGUGAGUAAACGGCUAAACGAAUUUCGAUAACGUUUGGCGCACAGAUAGUCUAUAAGCUGGAUUAAUAUAUAGGAUAUUCUUAAGGGAGCUGCAACCUUUUUCAGGACUUAAAUCAAUCAAUAAGUUAAAUAAAAUAUUAUAACAAUGUGAGUGUCAAACUGAAAAUUUUGUUUCGAAAAUAUUUUUGAGAGUGUUGCAAUCGGUUAAAUAUAUAAAUCGAUUAAUUAAUAAGUUAACUAAAAUAUCACAACAAUGCGGUUGUCAAACGAAAUCAACUCAAAAAUUAUUUGUUUAAGAAAAUAUUUUUUAAAAAGGUUGCCACCUUUUGAGAAGCUAAAAUUAGGUUAAUUACAAAUUUGAAUAAAAUGUUUUAAUAUAGGU
Messenger RNA from Rhagoletis pomonella (apple maggot), 3153 nucleotides. RefSeq lists its product as uncharacterized. The record is from RefSeq and is a predicted model, not a curated record. Gene Ontology annotation, biological process: actin cytoskeleton organization. Lineage: Eukaryota; Metazoa; Arthropoda; Insecta; Diptera; Tephritidae. The transcript has 6 exons. Gene Ontology annotation, molecular function: actin filament binding. The annotation marks the transcript as partial.